GAUCACCUCCUUAAUAUUUUGUCCUUUCUAUUCUUUACGAUGAGAUACCAAAAACACUGCUGCCGUCUUUUUCAAAUCUUGCCUUUCGAACUCGCAACCUCGUGCUUGAUUUACUCUGCGGUCGAAUCUCGCAGCCGAGUUGCCGGUGCCGGAAAGUGAUGACGGCGACCACUGGUAUUUUGAGGGAAUUCUGCGAAGCAAAUGUAAGAGAAAACGCCAUUCCGUUGCCUCGUUAUACUUGAGCUUCCACCAUGAACGCCGCAAAUGCAUCAAUUCUCCUCUGCUCUCCAAACCUUUCGGCAGAUACUCAAAACCUGCAUUGCCGAAAGAGACCUCCUCACUGGAAAGUCCCUCCAUGCUAUGUAUAUCAAGUCCUUCGUCCCCACUUCUACCUACCUCUCCAACCACUUCGUUCUUCUUUACUCCAAAUGCCGCCGCCUCGCCGCUGCUCGCCGGGUCUUCGAUCAGACCCAAGAAUGCAAUAUAUUUUCCUUCAAUGCGCUGAUAUCCGCCUAUGCUAAAGAAUCGUGCGUUGAAGUUGCACACCAACUGUUCGAUGAAAUGCCCCAACCAGACUCUGUCUCGUAUAACACGCUUAUUGCUGCAUAUGCGCAACGUGGGGAUAUUGAGCCUGCUUUUCAGUUGUUUGUGGAGAUGAGAGAGGCCUUUCUUGACAUGGAUGGCUUCACUCUUUCUGGUAUCAUUACCGCUUGUGGCGAUGAUAUUGGUUUAAUCAGGCAGUUGCACGCACUGACUGUAGUGGCUGGGUUUGAUUCUUAUGCGUCUAUUCACAAUGCGCUGAUUACAUAUUACAGCAAAAAUGGAUUUUUGAAUGAAGCCCAAGGGAUUUUUUAUGGAAUGGGUGAAAUUAAAGAUGAGGUGUCGUGGAAUUCGAUGGUGGUGGCAUAUAUGCAGCACCGCGAGGGCUCCAAGGCUCUAGAUUUGUACCGGGAAAUGGGUGUUAGGGGAUUGGUGAUUGACAUGUUUACUCUGGCAAGUGUCUUGACGGCGUUUACAAAUGUGCAGGACUUAUUAGGCGGGCUUCAAUUUCAUGCCAAAUUGAUAAAGUCUGGGUACCAUCAGAAUUGUCAUGUGGGCAGUGGUUUGAUUGAUUUGUAUUCAAAAUGUGGUGGUUGUAUGUUGGAUUGUAGAAAAGUCUUUGAUGAAAUUUGUAACCCAGACUUGGUCCUUUGGAAUACAAUGAUUUCAGGAUACUCACUGUAUGAGGAGUUAUCUGACAAAGCUCUGGAAUGUUUUCGGCAGUUGCAAUGUGUUGGCCACCGCCCCGAUGAUUGUAGCCUCGUUUGCGUAAUCAGUGCGUGUUCGAAUAUGUCGUCGCCCUCUCAGGGAAGACAAGUACAUGCAUUAGCUUUCAAAUUGGACAUCCCUUCAAAUAGAAUAUCAGUGAACAAUGCUCUGAUUGCAAUGUACUCGAAAUGUGGAAAUCUCCAGGCUGCAAGAAGGGUGUUCGAUACAAUGCGCGUGCAUAAUACUGUAUCGUUUAAUUCAAUGAUUUCGAGCUAUGCACAACAUGGGUUGGGGUUUCAAUCACUUCAUCUUUUCCAAAGAAUGCUGGAGAUGAGCUUUACCCCUACAAACAUAACGUUUAUCUCUGUACUUGCCGCCUGUGCGCACACAGGAAGAGUUGAGGAUGGUAAGCUCUAUUUCAAUAUGAUGAAGCAGAAGUUUGGCAUUGAACCAGAAGCAGAACACUUCUCAUGCCUGAUAGAUCUUUUGGGUCGAGCAGGCAAGUUGAGCGAGGCCGAGAGGCUGAUAGAGACGCUCCCUUUUAACCCGGGUUCCAUUUUUUGGUCUGCAUUACUCGGGGCCUGUCGAACACAUGGGAACAUGAAGCUAGCAGUCAAAGCAGCAAACCAAUUGCUUCAGCUGGAACCUUCAAAUGCCGCCCCUUAUGUCAUGCUGGCAAAUAUCUAUGCUGACAAUGGAAGAUGGGAGGACGUCGCGACCGUAAGAAAACUGAUGCGAGAUCGAGGAGUGAAGAAGAAACCCGGCUGUAGCUGGACUGAAGUAAACAGAAGAAUACACGUCUUUGUGGCGGAAGAUACUUCCCACCCGAUGAUAAAGAAGAUUCACGAAUACUUGGAGGAGAUGAUGAGAAAGAUAAAGAAAGCUGGAUAUCGUCCAGGCAUCAGGUCGGCGAUGUCGGUGUCGGUAGGGGACGACGGAAUAAGGCAAAGAGAGGAAGAAGAGUUAAGGUUAGGACAUCAUAGUGAGAAGUUAGCUGUUGCAUUUGGUCUCAUGUCUAGUAGAGAAGGUGAGCCAAUACUGGUAGUUAAAAAUCUAAGGAUAUGUAUGGAUUGUCACAAUGCAAUCAAGUAUAUCUCUGCGGUUGUGGAGAGGGAAAUUACUGUUAGAGAUUCCCACAGAUUUCACUGCUUCAAGGGUGAGCAAUGCUCUUGCGGAGAUUAUUGGUGAACUUUAAUGGCAUUGGCUACAGUUUCAGAUUAUUAUUCUUCACCCAAACAGAGGUAUUAUCUAACAGGAAAUGCCUUCGUUUGUGUUUUUAUUUUGUUAAGAACAUUUAAAUUACACUUGGUAAUUCACCAUUUACUUAUUCGAAAA
Momordica charantia (bitter melon) is the source of this 2583-nucleotide messenger RNA. Its product is annotated as Pentatricopeptide repeat (PPR) superfamily protein. The record is from RefSeq and is a predicted model, not a curated record. Gene Ontology annotation, molecular function: protein binding; RNA binding; zinc ion binding. Gene Ontology annotation, biological process: RNA modification. Lineage: Eukaryota; Viridiplantae; Streptophyta; Magnoliopsida; Cucurbitales; Cucurbitaceae.